AUCGUUGGCUCCCACAAACUCACUUCACCUGUUUCGUGCAAAAACAAUUCCUGUUGUCUCUCCACAGUCCCUCCCUCACAUUCUCUCUCUAGCUUUUUAGAGAGAGAGAGAGAAGAAGAAGAAGACAUGGAGAUCAAGAAGAGGUUUGGGGUGUUGAUGUGUGCAGAGGAUUCGGAGUACGUGAAAAAAGUGUACGGAGGGUAUUCUGGGGUUUUCGUGAGAAUGCUGGCGGAGGAGGGAGAGACAUGGGACGUGUACAAGGUGGCGCGUGGGGAGUUUCCUGACGAAGAUGAUUUGGGUCUCUAUGAUGGGUUUGUGAUCACUGGCAGCUGCAGUGACGCACAUGGCAACGACACAUGGGUCAGUGAUCUUCUCAACUUGCUUCGCAAACUCGAUUCCAUCAACACCAAGAUCCUCGGCAUUUGCUUUGGCCACCAGAUACUUGGGCGUGCAUUGGGAGGGAAGGUGACUCGUUCUACUACUGGAUGGGAUCUUGGUGUCAGAACCAUAACAUUGUCACCAUCUUUGCGAUUUGCUUUGUCUUCUCUUGAUCUUCCAUCAAGACUUUCCAUUAUCGAAUGCCACAGGGAUGAGAUCCGAGAGCUACCAGCCAAGGCAGAGGUUAUUGCUUGGUCGGAUAAGACUGGAAUUGAAAUGUUCAGGUAUGGAGAUCACAUUAUGGGAAUCCAAGGUCACCCUGAGUACUCCAAAGACAUUCUUUUGCACCUUAUUGACCGUCUCAUUCAACGCAAUUACAUCAUAGAUGCUUUUGGUAAACAAGCAAGGGAGAGGGCUGCGUUGUGGGAGCCAGAUAGGGAGGCUUGGAAGAAACUCUGUGUCACUUUUUUGAAGGGUAGAUUGUGACAUAAAAAUGGCAUUGAAAAGAGGAAUUUCAGUUCUGUAAAGAAGCGAUAAUAUUUAAAAGUAGUCGUAUGGGAGGGGUCUAUGCAUAGAAGUUAUAGGUUGGUAGCACUAAUGUGGUGUGUUAAUUAGUUGGCUUUGUUAGGUUGCCAGCCAUUAAUGUUGAUAGGUGCUUUCUAUGUAAGCUCAACUAUAUCAAUGGUCAAAUAAUUAGAGCAAUAAAAAGUUUCAGUGUUCUCCCGUUUAAUUGAA
This is a messenger RNA of Glycine soja, 1113 nucleotides long. RefSeq names its product gamma-glutamyl peptidase 5-like. The record is from RefSeq and is a predicted model, not a curated record. The coding region runs from base 127 to 864 and encodes 245 amino acids. The transcript is spliced from 4 exons. Lineage: Eukaryota; Viridiplantae; Streptophyta; Magnoliopsida; Fabales; Fabaceae. Gene Ontology annotation, cellular component: cytosol.